This is a messenger RNA of Capronia epimyces CBS 606.96, 1833 nucleotides long. RefSeq lists its product as uncharacterized. Gene Ontology annotation, cellular component: mitochondrion. The record is from RefSeq and is a predicted model, not a curated record. Lineage: Eukaryota; Fungi; Ascomycota; Eurotiomycetes; Chaetothyriales; Herpotrichiellaceae. Bases 1 to 1833 code for a protein of 610 amino acids. Gene Ontology annotation, biological process: anterograde axonal transport. The transcript is spliced from 5 exons.
AUGGAUGCCGAGGCUACCGCUCCCCAAACCGAAGUGCCGGUGAAGGUUUCGCAGCCUGAGGAUAAUGCUCCACCCACGUUGGCAGAACCGGCUUCUGGUGUUGUCGCCGAGAUGUCAGGAGCCCUCCCUGCCGAGAGCGCAACUGAGUCAAAGCAAGCUGAAUCUGCCGAAGCUGCUACUGCAAACGGAACUGCCGAGUCUACUUCUGAGCCACCCAAAGAAGCAUCGGAGCCUGCCCCCCAGUCCGAGCCCGCACCUCCAGCCCCCAGUGACGCAGAGGCAAAGGAGGUGGAUGGUGCAGAUGUCGCUCAACCCGAGACCAACGGAACCCCAGCGGAUAAGAGAUCCUCUUCAUCAAGGAGAAAGUCGUCAGCUGGCGUCCCCGAGCACAAGGGCAAGAAGUUGAACAAGAAGAAAUCUACGCCCAAGAUCACCAAUCUUCAUGCACAGCCAGGCGAAUAUUACUUUGCCAGGUUGAAGAGCUACCCACCAUGGCCAUCCAUCAUCUGUGAUGAAGAGAUGCUUCCUGACAUUCUACUCAACACCCGACCUGUCACCACCAAGAAGGCGGACGGCACCUACAAUGAACCAUAUGCUGAUGGUGGCAAGAAGGUCACGGAUCGCACUUUCCCUGUCAUGUUUCUGCACACCAACGAAUUUGCUUGGAUCAACAAUACCGACCUCACUCCACUCAACCCUGACGACUGCAAGGAUGUGGCGGAGAAGGGCAAGGCGAAGUCACUGCUGGCUGCCUACCAAGUUGCCGCCGAGAACCAUGAUCUCGAGUACUUUAAGGCCAUGCUUGACGAUCAUGCCGCGGCAUUGCAGGCCGAGAUUGAGGCAAAAGAAGCCCGUGAGGCUGAGAAAGCCGCCAAAGUUGACAAGAAGAAGCGCAAGAGUGAAGCAAAGGUUGAAACUGAGGACGUCGAGAUGGAAGAUGCUGAAGCGGCACCAAAGAAGUCCUCCAAGAAGCGCAAGAAGGAGGCUGACAGUGAAGACGAAGAAUCUGAGAAGCCUGCCAAAACUCCCAAAACGACCAAGAUCAAGUUGACCACCAGCAAGACUCCGAAGACCGAGGAGAAGAAACCAAAGGAGAAGGCGACAAAGGCUAGAUCGGAGAAGAGGAAAUCAAAGGCUGCCACGAGCGACGAGGAAAUGGUCGAUGCGGCUCAACCUGAGCCUGACGAGAAACCUCUGGACCCUGUCGAGGCGCGUAAAGCUCGCGAGAAAGAAGUGCUCUUCCUCCGACACAAGCUGCAGAAGGGCUUCUUGUCUCGUGACCAGGCACCUCAAGGAGAAGAAAUGCCACAGAUGUCCACAUUCAUCAAGAAACUCGAAGCCUACACCGACUUGGAAGUCAGCAUUAUUCGCAAUACCAAGAUCAACAAGGUUUUGAAAGCUCUGAUUAAGCUCAACACCAUUCCUCGAGACGAAGAAUUUCAGUUCCGCAAGCGUUCGAUUGAGCUCUUGGGCCAGUGGAAUAAGAUUCUAGGUGCAGAGCCAGCCGACGCAGACGCGGGUGCGGACAAGGAGGGCAAGGCAUCGCCCGCCACAAACGGCGUGCAUGAAGAAAAGUCCGAGGAUGUUGCCGGGGAGAAGAAAGACGAAGCGCCAGCUCCUGCCGAAAAGCCUGCCGAGACGGCUGAAGAGAAGCCGGCGGAAACUGGCGAGGCGGAUGCUGCACCAGAGAAGCCAGCCUUGGAGGAGUCCAAGCCAACGUCUGCCGAGGAGCCUCCAAAACCCGAAGCAACUAUCCCAGAAACUGUCGAAAAAGCACCUGAGUCGGCGGAGGCUGCUGCCGAGGCUACCGAUGCUGUGAAGGCUACCGAGUAG